UUUAAAUACAAUGUUCAUCAUAAUGGUCUUUGUAAAGUGGUGGUGAGUUCUCUGUAUAGGGGAAUCUGUGGCCUACGGAAACUGAAGUGUAACAAGAUUGGAAGAAACCAAUCUAAUACUGAAAAUCAAGAAAGGAAGAUUGAUGCUGGAAAUUACUAUCCUGCAUGGCUGCUCUUUGGAGAAAGCUAACUGUUGUUGGAGAUGACAGCUGUGGUAAGACAUGCCUCCUCUUUGCUCUGCGCCACGAACAGCUUCCCAAAUGCUAUGAGCCAACUGUGUUUGACACUUACACCACUAACAUAGAGGUAGAUGGGAAGAACCUGAAGCUAAUUCUCUUCGAUGUGUCAGGGAAGGAUGAAGCCGGUUAUCAAAAUCUCCGCUCAGUUUCCUAUCAGGACACAGACGUUAUUUUAAUGUGCUUUUCUGUGGACAGGCCAGACUCACUGCAAAACAUCCUUGAUAUUUGGGUUCCAGAAAUCAAAUUCUUCUGCUCCACAGUACCUAUUAUUCUGGUAGCUACCAAGAUAGACCUAAGGGAUGAUGAAGGUGUUAGAAUUAGCACUGUGAAAGGAAAAGCUUUGGCUGCCAGCAUUGGGGCAUAUGCUUACCUGGAGUGCUCUGCCAAGACAAAAGAAGGUGUUGAUACAGCCCUGGAGAUUAUUAGCCAAUGUGUGCUAAAUGAGAAAAGAAGAAGAAAGAGGCAUCAUAGGUCCUGCCGAAUUUUGUAAGAGGAGUGAAUUUUGUUUUGCUGUUGGAUUUCAUGAUGUGGAAAGCACUUGCAGGCGGAAGAGAUGAAGUAAAGGGAAUGCCAGCAACUACACUCUCAGCUUUGCAAGUCAUUAACAAUCUGGAAAGAGACUGAGACAUGCUGUCAAGCUAAGCAGAGAAUCUCAAAAAGGCACAGAGAUGGACCAAAAUGGAAAGGCUUGGGGUGCAUCUCUGUACUCCUUUCUGUGAAGCAGCGACUGCUCCCAGCACAAGGAGCUGAGUUACAGAUUCACAUUAAAGGUGCAACACUGGGAGCUGGUAAAUAAUGUGAAUGGAGGGUUUGAAAGAGCACAUGCUGUGUGUCAGUAAGUGGAUGGACAAAAAUUCUAAGAUGAACUCCUUAGGAUUCUGAAAUAAAGGGAGAGAGCUAGCGGAGUGUGACUGUCAUGAAUAGGAGAAUACCAUAAACUAGCACUUUCCUUCACUGACUUCCUCAGAGGUGGUUUUGUCAUGCUGGCAGCUUGGUUACAGUUCCCCAGGAGGAAAUAAAAUGAGAGUAAACACAAAUUUCUAAACUGAUUGUGCUACCUGCAGCUGUACACUUAGCAAACUAGCUUUCCCAGAUAAGAGACCUAGUAAAAUACGCACUUAAGAUAUUUUCUUACCCAUUCUUCCCACCAGUAUUUGUCUGUUGAUGGUAUCAUGAGUAGAAAUGCUAGGGUUGGCCAAAUAUUCAUUAUUGAAUGGGUUCUUGCUUUCCUUCUGUAUUAGUUUUCAGUAGCAAUUUUGAAAUCCACAGUCUUACCGUGGCAUAACAACAGAUGUUUCAAGGGUGAUACUUUACAGUUUUAAAAGUACCUUUCUUCCAAGCAUCUCAGAGCACUUUUUAACAUGAAUUAUCAACCCACCUGUUGGUAAUAAGCUACGUUUUCAAAAAUGAGGAACUUAAACUGCAUGAAGAUUAAGUGAGCUGCCUAAAGUAAUUGCAAACCAUUUACUUCCCGGAGCUUCCUUUUUUGACCAUUUCUCCUUGCCCUUUCCCUUCUCCCUCCUGGACCUUCAUUUGCCUUCCCCUCUGUUUAUAAUAAUCCUCUCGGUGCAACCUGAUAUAGUUCCCAAAUUUAGAAAAGAAAUCCAGUUCUCCACUUGCAACUUGAAUGUGAGUUUGUGCUGUGCAUAAGUGCUUUCCUGAUUCAGGUAAUAACACACAUUAGUGCAUUUCAAAGAGCUGUAUUUAUGUAGAUGGCUUUAAAUUGUUAUUUCUAUUUUAUAUAUUUGUGUGUGGGUGGGGAGGAUUAGACUGCAGGUAAGUUAAAGAGCACAGGUGUCUCAGGUGCCUCUGAUGUGGGGUAUUGAAUUGGAGAGAGACAGUUUUGCAAAGAUGCCAAGCACUUACUGCUCCCACUACUUUGAAAGUGGAGACCACUUUGAGCUUACACUGAGUGUUUCUCAGUACAGUGCUGGCCAGCACAUUGUCUGGCGUCUGUUUUUAAUCUAAAUCAACAAAUAUUUUCCUUCAGAAGGGUACUUUGUUCAAGAUAAAGGUAAUUGGUUUUACUGUCAGUAUAUAUCUCUGAAUUAAACUGUUCUUGUAUUGACCUUAAUAUCUAUUUCUUAAGAUUAACCUUUUUAAAUAUUUUUAUGUGAAAUAAAAUGCUGGCAAUCUCUUUCCACAGUAUACUCCUCUGUAUCUGGAAAAGGGAAAUCUCUGGGAGGUUUUUGGUCAUCACUUAGGCUAAAACUGUCCAAAUUCUGAUUUUGACACUUUUGUCAAAAAUCCAAAUGCUUUUUCUUUUUACCUGUCUCAGAGCACUUUUUUAAGAGCAGGUUACCAGCUCGCUCUUCAAUAAAUCCUUUGGACAGUUGUCCACAUUUUAGGACACGGUUCCCAUGAGAAAUCCCCAGACUGAAUUGUUUCCUGCUCUCUUUUAGCACUUGCAUGUGAUUCAGAAAGGAGGGGACAUAGACAUGAGACAGAGUAUUAGCCUGAGACAUCUGGGUUUCCUGCUCUACAAGUUUCCUGUAUGACUGUACAGAAGAGACUGUGCAUGUCCACUCUGCAAAGUUGCUGGAAGGAAACCAUCCAUAUCCCUGUGGCAGCAUGGAGCUCGACGGGUUCAUCCUUGCCAUUUCGGAUUAUGUCUUUGUGAGCCCCUGCAGUCAGCAGUGCACACACACUCUCUAGCUGGUGCUGGGCUUCCUGCUCCCAAGCCUGCUGGGACGGGUUGUAUUCAGGCAUGUGGAGGGCUCAAGUAUUAGCCAUGGGAGAGCUAGAAAAUCUGUAUGAGACUGGUAUUGGGAAUGUGACUGGCUAUACAUGCCUAUAUCUUAAAAUCUGGAACAAAAAUCAAUAGUGAUGAAUCCACAUGGAAGGAAACUGCCAGCAGUCAAAAUUGAGGCUGAACUUGAGCCAGAAGCACUAUCCUCUAAAGCAAGUCUUUCUUCCAGUAUUGGAGAGGAGAGGAGAGGAGAAGAGAGGAGAGGAGAGGAGAGGAAAAGGGAAAGGGGAAAACACAGACUGUUUUACCAAAUGUAUUUUUUAUAAUUCUGUGGAUUUAAAUAAAUAUAAAAUAUGACAUUUUUUGUUCAGGAGAAAUAAAGGAAAGAAGAAGUACUGUGGAAGAGAAGACCAAAAUUAACUGAACAUUCACAUAUCAUUCAACGGCCAUUUCUAGGGUGAAAUACACUGUUUUUUUCCUCUCACAACAGUUUAAGACAGAUGUCCAAUUGAAACAGCAGGGGACAUUUAUACUAAAUUAGAUGAAUAUGAUCAUAUGCAUGGCAAUUAAAUGAGAGCUUCUUUGCAGUUUCAGUGAAGCAAUUAUGCAAAUAAAUGAUGCUUAUGGCUUCCAGUUAAAUGAAAGAAAGAGAAA
Dromaius novaehollandiae (emu) is the source of this 3581-nucleotide messenger RNA. RefSeq names its product ras-like GTP-binding protein RHO. Gene Ontology annotation, molecular function: GTPase activity; GTP binding; protein kinase binding. NCBI's taxonomy places the organism in Eukaryota, Metazoa, Chordata, Aves, Casuariiformes, Dromaiidae. The record is from RefSeq and is a predicted model, not a curated record. Bases 165 to 728 code for a protein of 187 amino acids. Gene Ontology annotation, biological process: small GTPase-mediated signal transduction. The transcript has 3 exons. Gene Ontology annotation, cellular component: cytosol.